This is a messenger RNA of Helobdella robusta, 792 nucleotides long. RefSeq lists its product as hypothetical. Gene Ontology annotation, cellular component: nucleus; RNA N6-methyladenosine methyltransferase complex. The annotation marks the transcript as partial. Gene Ontology annotation, molecular function: mRNA m(6)A methyltransferase activity. NCBI's taxonomy places the organism in Eukaryota, Metazoa, Annelida, Clitellata, Rhynchobdellida, Glossiphoniidae. The transcript has a single exon. The record is from RefSeq and is a predicted model, not a curated record.
UGCUAUGAGCGGCAUUUCAAGAAAAUUAUCCAUUCGAAUACUGAUGAAUCGCUCGGUGAUUGUCAGUAUCUGAACAUGUGCUUCAACAUGAACUUUUGCAAGUACGUUCACUAUGAAAAGGACGAGAAAGACGAGGAGACAUUCAAGAUGCCGUCGAGAGAGAAAUCUUUCCCUCCGCAGUGGAUACAAUGCGAUUUGCGCUAUUUUGAUUUUAAAAUUUUAGGUAAAUUUUCCAUCGUCAUGGCAGACCCACCCUGGGACAUUCACAUGGAUCUGCCCUAUGGAACUAUGCCCGAUGACGUAAUGAAGAAACUCGAUGUCUCCUCUUUACAAGAUGACGGAUAUAUAUUUUUAUGGGUCACUGGCAGAGCCAUGGAAUUAGGAAGAGAAUGUCUGACACUAUGGGGCUAUGAAAAGGUAGAUGAACUGAUCUGGGUGAAAACAAACCAGUUGCAAAAAGUCAUUAGAACCUGUCGUACCGGACACUGGCUAAACCAUUCGAAAGAACAUUGUCUAGUAGGAGUGAAGGGAAACCUGACGGUCAACAAAGGUAUAGAUUGCGAUGUCAUAGUAUCGGAAAUCAGAGAUACGAGUCGCAAACAUGAUGAAAUCUACGGAAUUAUUGAAAGGUUCUCACCAGGAACAAGAAAGACUGAACUCUUUGGCAGGUUACACAACGUGCGACCCAACUGGCUGACAAUUGGAAACCAACUUUCCAGUGUUAUGUUAAUUGACUCGAAAAUGAAAGAGGCAUUUUAUAAUACAUACCCAAACGGAAUCUGUCCAAAAUAA